UCUCCUUGCAUGGCCCUUGCAAUAAACCUUUUUCUGAUCCAAAGUUCAACAUUUCUGUGUGUUUGGCCUCACUGUGGGGGCACAUGAACUUGGGUUCCACCAGAAGAACAGCAGGCAGGGGGCCUGUAGGUGGCUCUCUCUCUGUCCUCCCAGGCAGGGCUCCAUCCUUCACGCAGAGAGAGAAUUCAGGAGCAAUGUGAGCCUGGAUUAGGAGAUCACUCUCUACGAGGGCAAGCACUUCACAGGGCGGAAGCUGGAGGUCUUCGGGGACUGUGACAACUUCCAGGACCGAGGCUUUAUGAACCGGGUGAACUCUGUCCGCGUGGAGAGUGGAGCCUGGGUCUGCUUCGACCACCCCGACUUCCGGGGCCAGCAGUUCGUCCUGGAGCAUGGCGACUACCCUGAUUUUUACCGCUGGAACGGUCACAACGACCACAUGGGCUCCUGUCGGCCUGUGGGCAUGCAUGGGGAGCAUUUCCGUCUAGAAGUCUUCGAGGGCUGCAACUUCACGGGCCAGUGCCUGGAGUUCGAGGACGACUGUCCCUUCCUGCAGAGUCGGGGCUGGACCAAGAACUGUGUCAACGCCGUCAAGGUGUACGGGGAUGGAGCGUGGGUCCUGUACGAGGAGCCCAACUACCGCGGCCGCAUGUACCUGGUGGAACGGGGCGACUUUCGCAGCUUCUCUGACUGGGAGGCCCACAGCGCGCGCGUCCAGUCCCUCCGUAGGGUGGCCAACUUCUUCUAGCCACCCCGCCGCCGGGGUCCUGCCAGGACCAGGAGGGGCCCCGGGAGAGGGUCGGUCUCCUCCGGCCCCGCCCAGGACUCAGACCAUCGGGAAUAAAAGUCCUAAAAGCCAA
This is a messenger RNA of Vicugna pacos (alpaca), 857 nucleotides long. NCBI's taxonomy places the organism in Eukaryota, Metazoa, Chordata, Mammalia, Artiodactyla, Camelidae. The record is from RefSeq and is a predicted model, not a curated record.